GGGGCGGGGCUCUGUGGGACGUCGCGACGUUACGCUGCGCGUCCCGGGGGGCCUGCCGGAGCCGCCUGAACAGUCGCCGGGUGCGCGUCAUUGGUGCGCGCCGCGCCGGACUCCGCGGCUCCGGGCAGAGAGCGCGAUGGCGGCGCUGGGCGGCGGUGGGCUGCGGCUGCUGUCGGUGUCGGGGCCGGGGCGGGAGCCCGAGUCGGCGGCGCUGAACGGCGCGGGUCCUGGCCUGUGCUGCUGGGUGUCCGUGUGCUCGUGCCUCAGCCUCGCCUGCUCCUAUGUGGGCAGCCUCUACGUGUGGAAGAGCGACCUGCCCAGGGAUCACCCUGCUGUCAUCAAGCGGAGAUUCACCAGCGUACUCAUAGUGUCCAGCCUCUCUCCGCUCUGCGUGCUGCUUUGGAGGGAGCUCACAGGCCUCCAGCUAGGCAUCCCCCUGUUCACCCUGAUGGGCUUCAGGCUGGAGGGCAUCUUUCUCGCCGCCUUGCUGCCGCUGCUGCUGACCAUGGUGCGUGUCUUGGAGGUCCUGUUCCUGGGUCCCCUGAUACAACUCUCCAUGGACUAUCCCUGGGACCUGGUCAAUGGGCUGAAAGGGGCCCUGGCCCCCCAGGCCUGGGUGCAAUGCCUAACGGACAUGAGAUGGCUGCGGAACCAGGUGAUCGCUCCUCUGACCGAAGAGCUGGUGUUUCGGGCCUGCAUGCUGCCCAUGCUGGCCCCCUGCACGGGCCUGGGCCCUGCCAUCUUCACCUGCCCCCUCUUCUUUGGUGUUGCCCACUUCCACCACGUGAUUGAACAGCUCCGUUUCCGCCAGGGCAGUGUAGGGAGCAUCUUCUUGUCGGCUGCAUUCCAGUUCUCCUACACGGCGGUCUUUGGGGCGUACACGGCCUUUCUCUUCGUCCGCACAGGGCACCUGAUUGGACCCGUCCUCUGUCAUUCUUUCUGCAAUUACAUGGGCUUCCCUGCGGUCUGUGCCGCCCUGGAGCACCCCCAGAGGUGCCCCCUGCUGCUGAGCUAUGCCUUGGGCGUGGGGCUCUUCAUGCUCCUGCUGCAGCCCCUCACAGACCCCAAACUGUACAGCAGCCUCCCCCUCUGCCUGCUCCUGGACCGAACCUGGGAUUCAGCUCCGCCCCUGUGCUCCUGACCUCUGCCUCCUCCCUGUGGACUCUCAGGAGAGGGAUGUGGGGGAGGGAGGGGCGCCGGGGUCCCUGAGAUCUCAGGAAUUCUGGGAGGGGGCAGGGCCUGGCCUCCCUUCGGCCCCUCCCCCCAAGCUGCUCCGUCUCUGGACAGUUGUUCCCCUGCACUCCUGGGCCUCCUCGAAGCUGCUUGGGGGAUGGGAGAGAGUAGACCCCAGCCUUCUCGUCCAUCUGUCCGUCAUCCUGUCACCUUCGUCUUUUUGCAUCAGACUUUAUAUUCGAAUAUUAAAGAAUUUUAACUUGG
Gracilinanus agilis (Agile Gracile Mouse Opossum) is the source of this 1437-nucleotide messenger RNA. It is a transcript of the gene RCE1, whose product is annotated as Ras converting CAAX endopeptidase 1. Gene Ontology annotation, molecular function: metalloendopeptidase activity. Gene Ontology annotation, cellular component: endoplasmic reticulum membrane. The coding region runs from base 137 to 1141 and encodes 334 amino acids. The record is from RefSeq and is a predicted model, not a curated record. The transcript is spliced from 8 exons. Gene Ontology annotation, biological process: CAAX-box protein processing. NCBI's taxonomy places the organism in Eukaryota, Metazoa, Chordata, Mammalia, Didelphimorphia, Didelphidae.